AUGGGUUACGUAAAACUUGUUUUGUUAAUGCUAUUUUCCUUACUCUGUCAACUUGCUUUCUGCUCAUCCUUAUCUCAUUUGUGCCCCAAAGAUCAAGCUCUUGCUCUUCUACAAUUCAAGCACAUGUUUACUAUAGAUUCUUAUUCGAAAUUACUAUCAUGGAACAAGAGCAUAGAUUGCUGCUCAUGGGAUGGAGUUCAUUGUGACGAGAUGACGGGACAAGUGACUGAGCUUAACCUCGCUGACAGCCAACUUCAAGGCAAGUUUCACUCCAACAGUAGCCUCUUUCAACUCUCUAAUCUCAAAAGGCUUGAUUUGUCUUUUAAUAAUUUCAGUGGAUCGUACAUUUCACCUAAAUUUGGUGAGCUUUCUAGUUUGACGCAUCUUGAUUUGUCGUAUUCAAGUUUUAUAGGUAUAAUCCGACCAGAAAUAUCUCGUCUUUCUAAAUUACAAGUUCUUAGUAUUGAGGGUGAUCCAUAUGAGCUUAGAUUCAAACCUCACAAUUUUGAACUGCUCCUUAAGAACUUGACCCAAUUAAGAGAGCUCCACCUUAGCUCUGUGAACAUCUCUUCCACCAUUCCUCUGAAUUUCUCUUCUUAUUUAACAAAUCUAGAACUUUCAGACACACAGAUAUACGGCAUAUUGUCCGAAGGUGUUUUCCACCUUUCCAACUUGGAAUCUCUUGAUUUAUCGGACAAUCCCCAGCUCACUGUUAGGUUUCCCACAACCAAAUGGAAUAGCAGUGCAUCACUUAUGAAGUUAUAUCUCAGUGGUGUGAAUGCUACUGGUAGGAUACCUGAAUCAUUUGGUCAUCUAACUUCACUGCGUACAUUGAGAAUAGCUUCUUCUAAUCUCUCAGGCUCUAUUCCUAAACCUCUAUGGAAUCUCACCAACAUAGAGGAGUUGGACCUUAAUGAUAACCAUCUUGAAGGACCAAUUUCUGAUUUCUUUAGAUUUGGAAAACUCAGGUCGUUAUCACUUGGAAAUAACAGCUUUGAUGGCCAACUUGAGUUUUUAUCCUUUAGCAGAUGGACACAACUUGAAUCAUUAGUUUUUUCAUUCAAUUUCCUAACAGGUCCCAUUCCUUCUAAUGUAAGUGGUAUGCAAAACCUUCAAGUUCUCUUCUUGUCAUCAAACCACUUGAAUGGGACUGUACCUUCCUGGAUAUUCUCCCUCCCUUCACUUGACUGGUUAGACUUGAGUGAUAACCAUUUCAGUGGAAACAUUCAGGAGUUCAAGUCCAAAACAUUGUUUUCCGUUAUUCUAAAACAAAAUCAGCUUCAAGGUCCUAUUCCAAAGUCACUCCUAAACCAGCGUGAUCUAUAUUCUCUUGUCCUUUCGCACAAUAAUCUCAGUGGACAGAUCACUUCAACCAUCUGCAAUCUGAAAACACUACAAGUGCUAAAUUUGGGGAGCAAUAAUUUGGAGGGAACAAUCCCACUAUGUUUGGGUGAGAUGAGUGAACUUCAGGCUUUGGAUUUAAGCAACAAUAGUCUUAGCGGGACAAUUAAUACUACUUUUAGUAUAGGAAACCAACUUGCAGUCAUUAAAUUUGAUGGGAAUAAGUUAGAGGGGAAAGUCCCACAAUCUUUGAUCAAUUGCAAAGAUUUGGAAGUUCUUGAUUUAGGUAACAAUGAGUUGAAUGACACAUUUCCUAAAUGGUUGGGAAACCUACCUGAUUUGCAGAUUUUGAUUUUGAGAUCAAAUAAGUUCUAUGGCCCUAUAAAAGAUUCAAGGACUGACAACUUGUUUGCUCAAAUUCGAGUCAUAGAUCUCUCUUCCAAUGAAUUUAGUGGAGAUAUACCAGUGAGCCUUUUUGAGAAUUUUGAAGCCAUGAAAAUAAUUGGUGAGAACAGUAGAACCCGAGAAUAUGUAGCAGGAGAAUUUUCUGCUUAUUACACAAAUUCCUUGAUAGUGACAACAAAGGGACUAGAUCAGGAACUUCCUCGAGUUUUGAUUACAGACAUGAUUAUCGAUCUCUCAAGGAAUAGAUUUGAAGGUCAUAUCCCAAGCAUUAUUGGAGAUCUCAUUGGGCUUCGCACGUUGAACUUAUCGCAUAAUCACUUGGAAGGUAUUAUACCAGCAUCACUGCACCAGUUAUCUGUACUUGAAUCAUUGGAUCUCUCAUCCAACAAAAUCAGCGGAGAAAUUCCACAACAACUUGCAUCCCUCAAAUCACUUGAAGUCUUAAAUCUCUCUCACAAUCAUCUUGUUGGAUGCAUCCCUAAAGGAAAUCAAUUUAAUACGUUUGUGAAUAGUUCAUACCAAGGGAAUGAUGGGUUACGUGGAUCGCCACUCUCAAAAGAUUGUGGCAGUGAUGAAGGGGUACCACAAGCAACAACUCCAUUUGGGCUAGAUGAAGAAGAAGAAGAAGAAGGAGGAGGAGGAGGAGAUUCAGCAAUUAUAAGUUGGCAGGCAGUUCUCAUGGGUUAUGGUUGUGGACUUGUUAUUGGACUAUCCAUAAUAUACAUAAUGUUGUCAACUCAAUAUCCAGCAUGGUUUUCGAGGAUGGAUGUAGAAUUGGAACACAAAAUUCUUACGAAAAUGAAAAAGCACAACAAAAGAUAUUAG
This is a messenger RNA of Solanum verrucosum, 2571 nucleotides long. RefSeq names its product receptor-like protein Cf-9. The record is from RefSeq and is a predicted model, not a curated record. Gene Ontology annotation, molecular function: protein binding. The transcript has a single exon. Lineage: Eukaryota; Viridiplantae; Streptophyta; Magnoliopsida; Solanales; Solanaceae. The coding region runs from base 1 to 2571 and encodes 856 amino acids.